Molecule: messenger RNA, 537 nt
Organism: Drosophila teissieri
Lineage: Eukaryota; Metazoa; Arthropoda; Insecta; Diptera; Drosophilidae
Product: accessory gland protein Acp29AB-like
Exons: 2
Coding region: 1-537 (178 amino acids)
Source: RefSeq, a predicted model, not a curated record
AUGGCCUUGCACCGAUCGAACUGCAGCGAAGCAGUCCAUGUAAAUGAAACUCUGGAAAAGCUGUCAGGGAUCGAGGCCAAGCAGAAGGAAAUGCAGCAGUCAUUGGCAUCUUUGUUGGACGGACAGCUGGAAUUAAGGACUUUGAACGAGAGGGUUGCCGAAUUGGUAUUCCAGGUGAAGGAGUUCAAGGACACUACGGACACCCUUAAGCAUUUACUGCACAGCUAUAUCAAUGAAAUAAGGGACAGCCUCAACGCCACGAAAGUACCUCCUCCAUUAGCGGGCAUUAAGCAGCCGAAGUUUGAGGAAAUCGGAUCGCACCUGUUUUACAUCGAGAAUAAUAUGAGGGUUACCUGGGAUGGAGCUAAAGAUAUGUGCCGUGCAAUGGGAGGUCAACUGGCAUCCUCUGAGAGCGUGGUUGAAUUUGGCGCCUUCCAGAUGAAUCUGCAUGGCAAUUACUGCUACUGGAUAAGAAUCAAUGAUACAGAAAAGAAGGCCGGUUGCAGUGCAUCCGCCAGGCUGGGAAAUUCCCGCUAG